Molecule: messenger RNA, 1134 nt
Organism: Xiphophorus couchianus (Monterrey platyfish)
Lineage: Eukaryota; Metazoa; Chordata; Actinopteri; Cyprinodontiformes; Poeciliidae
Exons: 2
Coding region: 551-955 (134 amino acids)
Source: RefSeq, a predicted model, not a curated record
GCCGGGGGGUGGGGGAGGAGGAGAAGAAUCCACCCAUCCCUGCCAGCUGACUGGUAGACUGUCCGGGAGCUUUAAUGCAGCUGCAGCUCUUCAUUCAGAUGCUGAGAGGAGCAGUGGAUCGCCAACGGAGGAGGGGACUUUUUGUCUUGCAAGGGGGGGUGGGGGAAAACAAGAGACAGCCCAUUUUUAAUCUCAUUUCGCUCCCUUCCAUACUCACUUUGAUGCAUACUGAGGGAUUUUCCAGCUGCCUGUAAUCGUUUAUGUGGGGAAGCGCUGCCCUGGAUGCAGACAGAGGAUUGCGGCAAUCCAAGGCACCCUGAAUGAUCGGAUCUUAGCAGCACCAGCAGCAUCUCAUUGUAUGAAAUGCGUCACCACGAUCCGGUUUACACAUUUCAGCCCUGCACUCACAGACUGUUUUAUGUGAUUACUGCUUUGCCAGGUAACCACAUGUGCGGGCCGGUGUCACCGCGCUGAGCCCAGAGAGCACGAAGGAUAUCAGGGGUCAGUGAGACAAGAGUGCUCGGCAGCGGGGGAAAACCAGGCGGACCGGAUGACGUCCAGAACCGCCGAGGCCUCUGGGGUGCCGGCGCCUCCGCAGCGCUGCCUCGGCGGUCUCCAGACCAACAAUGGCACCUGCGCGGAGCAGCUCAGCGUCAGCCUCUUCCCGCCGCUUUCUUCCACUCUCGCGCUCCUCGUGCUGGUGGCUGUUCUCUUGGGGAUCAUCCUCGUUUCCCUGGCAACGUUCCUCUUCCACAAGAGGAAGCUCCGGAACAGGAAGAUCCAGCGCGCGCAGGAGGAAUACGAGCGCGACAGUCGUAGCCCCGUGCGCGCAGGCCCCGGCGCUGGGGAGCCAGCAAGGCCGUGCGUCAUCGUGCGACCGGUGAGGCGUGAUGAGAAGCCCUCGAGCCGGAGCGUGGACAGCGAGGACAAACAGACAGUUCCACUUGACUGUUAACUCCGAGAAACUUCAGGGAAUGAGACUGUGGAAUAAACCGGAAAAGCAAUAAGGCACAAAGAAAUCCCACUUCUCCCCACAUCGCUGCCGCUUGUAGACGACUUAGAUACAUUAGGGCUAGAAAGCAGAAUACCGAGCAGACUAAUAGACCUAGAUAUAACUCCAAACUUUCAUCAUUU